AUGUGCUGCUUGGGCUGGAUGUUUCUUUGGCUUGUUGCAGAAGAGAACAUUCAGGGACUUUCUAUUUCAGAGUGCGCCACCAAAACACUCCUUUGGAUGUAUUCGGCAAGCAGUGAAGAGGAGUUUGUCAUAUUUUGUGAUUUAACAGAGACAGAGAAAUCACACUUCCAUCAUAGAAGUCAAUGCUCAACGACCCAAGGCCCUCAACACCUGCCCUGCAGUGGCAGUAGGGACCUAUCUGAUGUGCAGUGGUACCUACAGCCACAGGAUGGAGAUUCUCUUGGCGAAAUCACUCCAAGCCAUCCUCGUAUCAUUCAAGACAAGAGCACUCUUCGUUUUUUAGCCCCAGUGAUGAAUAAUUCUGGGUUAUAUGUUUGUAGACCCAGGAUUAGGACCCCUUGGGAUGAGGCCUGUUGUGUGAAGACAAUCUUAAAAGUUAAACCUCAGACAAAUGUGUCCUGCAAGAACCAUGUCUCACAUAAGCAAAGCCUUCUUCUCGGUAGCACCGCCUAUAUUUAUUGCCCCAGUCUCAACUGCCAAAGUGAUAUGCAAAAUCCAGAGAUGACCUGGUACCAGAAUGGAAGACUCCUCUCUGACAAAAGGAGCAACCCCUUGAUGGUGGAUGAGAUUUAUGACUAUCACCAGGGCACGUAUGUGUGUGAUUACACUCAGUCGGAUAAUGAAGGCUCAUGGACAGUCAGAGCUGUUGUUCAAGUAAGAACCAUUGUGAAAAACACUAAUCUCAAACCAGAUAUUCUGGAACCCAUCAAGGACACCCUGGAAGCAGAACUUGGAAAACCUUUAAGUCUGCACUGCAAAGCACGAUUUGGCUUUGAAAGGGACUUUAACCCUGUGAUCAGGUGGUACGUCAAAGAGUCCAACAAGCUGUGGGAAGUCCCAACACCUCAGGGAAAAAGUGUUAAAUCCACAUUGGAGGAUGAAAUCAUUGAGCGUGUUUUCUUCUUGAAAGAAGUGACUCGGGGCGAUCUUCACAAGAGAUUCCUUUGCUUUGCUCAGAACUCCAUCGGGAAUGCAACCAAGUCCAUUCAACUGAAGGAAAAGAAAGGAGCGGUGUUCGUGUACGUCCUGCUGGGCACCGUGCUGACCCUGCUGGCCGUGCUCACGGCGAGUGCUGUCCUCUACACGUACUGGAUUGAAAUAGCGCUGCUGUGGCAAAGCUGCCAGAGCCAGGAUGAGACGCUCGGAGAUGAAAAGGAAUUUGAUGCCUUCGUAUCCUAUGCGAAAUGCAGCUCUUUGGAGGGUGUGGCCUCGCCAUCGCUGAGUGAAGAACUCCUGGCUUUGAAUCUGUUCCCUGAGGUUUUGGAGAACAAGUAUGGGUACACCUUGUGUUUGCUGGACAGAGAUGUGGCUCCGGGAGGAGUGUAUGCAGAAGACAUUGUGAACAUCAUUAAGAAAAGCAGAAGAGGAAUCUUUGUCUUGAGCCCCAACUAUGUCAACGGACCCAGUGUCUUUGAACUGCAGGCAGCAGUAAAUCUUGCCUUGGAUGAUAAAACUCUGAAACUAAUUUUAAUUAAGUUCUGUGCGUUUGAAGAACCGGAAUCUCUACCUCAUCUUGUGAAAAAAGCUCUAAGGGUUUUGCCCACUGUCACGUGGAGAGGCUUAAAAUCUGUGCCUCCCAGUUCCUGGUUCUGGACCCAGAUACGCUACCACAUGCCUGUUAAAAACACAAAAGGAUUCACGUGCAACAAAUUCAAAACUAUGUCAUGA
This is a messenger RNA of Lepus europaeus (European hare), 1728 nucleotides long. It is a transcript of the gene IL18RAP, whose product is annotated as interleukin 18 receptor accessory protein. The record is from RefSeq and is a predicted model, not a curated record. The coding region runs from base 1 to 1728 and encodes 575 amino acids. Gene Ontology annotation, biological process: interleukin-18-mediated signaling pathway. Lineage: Eukaryota; Metazoa; Chordata; Mammalia; Lagomorpha; Leporidae. The transcript is spliced from 10 exons. Gene Ontology annotation, molecular function: interleukin-1 receptor activity; interleukin-18 receptor activity.